This is a messenger RNA of Colletotrichum karsti, 2277 nucleotides long. RefSeq lists its product as uncharacterized. The transcript has a single exon. Gene Ontology annotation, molecular function: hydrolase activity. The record is from RefSeq and is a predicted model, not a curated record. Lineage: Eukaryota; Fungi; Ascomycota; Sordariomycetes; Glomerellales; Glomerellaceae. Bases 1 to 2277 code for a protein of 758 amino acids.
AUGGCGUCUGGAAUAAGAAGCGUUUACAUCAACCAACGUGCCGGGCUUCUCGGCCCCGUUGCAGACACGUCCCUCGUUCAAGCAUUCCACCAACAAUUGCCCUCCUUCGAGCGAACCCCUCUCGUGUCUCUCGACGAGCUUGCUGAAGAACUUGACGUCAAAGCAGUCUUCCUCAAGGACGAGAGCAACAGGUUAGGACUUCCAGCAUUCAAGAUUCUCGGCGCAUCCUGGGGUACAUACCGAGCCAUCACGGCCGAGCUCGGCUUGCCUGCGAAUACGCCCUUGGGCGAUGUCGCGCAGGGCGCUCAGAACAACUCCAUCUCUCUCUAUGCCGCAACUGAGGGUAACCAUGGCAGGGCCAUCGCGGCCAUGGCCAAGAUCCUCGGCAUCCCCGCGCACAUUUACGUCCCCAGCAGCGUGAACGGAGAAGCUGUGACACUCAUUGCCUCCGAAGGCGCCAACGUUAUCGUCAGCAACUCCCAUUAUGACGAUGCUGUUCUUGAGGCCUGGGAAGCCUCCAAAUCUGCCAACGGCGGUCUCUUGAUCCAGGACAACGCUUUUGAGGGAUACGAGCAGAUCCCCGCUUGGAUCGUCGAAGGUUACUCAACCCUUGUUGUUGAGGCUGAGCAGCAGGUCGCUGAGAAGGGCCUCAAGCCAAGCUUGAUGGUUUCUCCCGUCGGUGUCGGCUCUCUGGCGCACGCUGUCGUGUCUCACUGCAAGUCGGACGGCCGAAACCACGCCGUCCUGACCGUCGAGCCUGAUACUGCGCCGUGCCUGUGGAAGAGUCUGAGGGAGGGCAAACCCGUGUCGGUGCCUACUUUGAGAACCAUCAUGGACGGUCUCAACUGCGGCACAGUCUCUGUCACCGCGUUUGAGGACCUUCAGUCAGGUGUCGACGCCAGCGCGACUGUUUCUGACUUCGAGGCUCAGCAAGGUGUCGACUAUCUCAGAACCAAAGGCGUGAAGAGCGGUCCUUGUGGAGGUGCUACCGUCGCUGCACUUAAGCGCCUUGCGAAAGUCAGCCCCCGGCCGCACUUCUUCUCGAAGGAUUCCGUUGUUGUACUGCUCAACACCGAGGGCCCGCGGAAAUACAAGGCACCUCUCGACGUCUCCAUCGAUGAUGUGGUGAAGUUGACGCAGAUCCUCACAACCAUCGACUCAUCCAACCCCGACCUCUCCAAAGCCUCAGGUGCGGGCGAGGCCGAAAUUGCCAACUACAUCUCCGCCUGGCUGCAGCACCGCGAUAUUGAAGCGCACUGGCUCGAGAAAACUAAGCCGGGACGCCCUUCGGUCGUCGGCGUUCUUCGCGGCAAGGGAGAGGGAAAGUCCAUCAUGCUUAACGGUCAUAUAGACACCGUCAGCUUGGGUAGCUACUCCCCCACACUUGACCCUCUCAGCGGAGAGCUGAAGGAAGAAGAUGGGGGGAAAAUCUUCGGUCGCGGGUGCCUCGAUAUGAAAUCUGGCAUCGCCGCAGCCAUGUCUGUCAUGGCGCAGCUCAACUCAUCAGAAGCCUCGCCUCUUCGAGGGGAUGUCAUACUAGCCGCCGUUGCAGACGAAGAGAACUUCUCCUUUGGGACUGAGGAAGUCAUUGCGGCUGGAUGGAGGGCUGAUGCGGCCAUUAUUCCCGAGCCGACGCUGCAGGAGGUCAUCUAUGCUCACAAGGGCUUCAUCUGGGUUGAGAUCGACAUCCUCGGCGUCGCCGCACACGGUUCCAUGCCGGACAAGGGCGUGGAUGCCAUUCUACUCGCUGGCGCAGUGCAGACUGCUCUUCUCGAGUAUGCCAAGACACUGCCGUCGGACCAUCGCUUGGGCAAGGCAUCGCUGCACGGCGGACUCAUUCAAGGUGGCGAAGAGCCGUCAAGCUAUCCGGAUAGGUGUAGCCUCACUGUCGAAUUCCGCACGAUCCCUUCACAGACCAAAGAGAGCAUUCUACAGGACGUCGAGGGCAUUCUUAAGGAGAUCGCCUCCAAUACGCCGGAAUUCAAGUAUGCCCCGCCCAGAGUAACAUUUGAGCGGCCUUCGUUUGCACUUGAUGAGAACGACGCGUUUCUCAAGACGUUCAUUGACAAUGUCUCGAGUACGCUGGGUACAACCCCGAAGCCAAUUGGGUUGUCGUUCUGGUGCGAUGCUGCGCUGCUGUACCAGGUAGGUAUCCCGUCUGUGGUUUAUGGCCCCAAGGGUGCUGGGCUGCAUGGCAAGGAGGAGUGGGUUGGUGUUAAGAGCCUCCGAGAAGUCACUGCCGUGUUGAAGAAUACUGUCAAGGAGUUUUGCGCGUAG